Mesocricetus auratus (golden hamster) is the source of this 4068-nucleotide messenger RNA. It is a transcript of the gene Lingo1, whose product is annotated as leucine rich repeat and Ig domain containing 1. Gene Ontology annotation, cellular component: extracellular matrix; plasma membrane. Gene Ontology annotation, molecular function: protein binding. The transcript is spliced from 8 exons. The record is from RefSeq and is a predicted model, not a curated record. NCBI's taxonomy places the organism in Eukaryota, Metazoa, Chordata, Mammalia, Rodentia, Cricetidae. Bases 1236 to 3080 code for a protein of 614 amino acids.
UGGGAGCGCGCUUUAGGGAUUCUGCUGGCAUCGCAGCGUGGAGAGCAGGAGGCAGGAAUCGGGCGUGCAGGGGAGCGCGGGGCCCUCCCUCGUACACGCUCUGCGCGCUCUCCCCUGCGCACACACUCACACACACACACUCUCUGUCUCAUAAACACACACACACACACACACACACACACACACACACACACACACACACACACACACACACACACACACACACACAGGCACAGACGCUCUUCCUGCUUCGCUCGUUGCCGCUGCCACCAUCUCGGUGCCGAGCCCUGCAGAGCGGGAACCCAAGCUGGAGUAGGGAUUGGAGGCGAGCAGAGCUGGGUGAUGUCGGCCCAGAGCGGAGUCGCGCGUGGACGGUGCGCUCGGAUGCCUCCUGUAUCCACUGGCCCUCAGCUACUGGUUUUAUGAGCAUAAAGUCCAACUGAGCCAGACCCAGGCUGACCCCAGCCAGCUGCACGAAACACUGCCUCGUCACAGGAGUCCUGCUGAGGAGCUGAGAGACUGGAGUGAGGCCUGACAGAGGGGUCCCAAGGCAAUGUCCUGGCUGUCUUGAGUUUGUGGACUGCCCAGCCUCCUGCCCAUCUCUUGGGGUCCUGACCAGCCUUAAGCUGAUUCCUGUCCCCACCUGGUCUGAGGGCUCCUUGUGCUUCAGGACGCGGUCAAGCACUGCAAUAGUUACGUGCAUGCUGAGACCUGAAGGCUGCUGUUCCCCAGGCCUCUGGCAGAGCCUCUGUUUGACUCCCUGUGCCAUCUGACCCAGGGGUCACGUGAGCCUCCCUCUGGGAUCUGGCAUGAAGGAGAAAUGGAUUCUGGAUUUUCCACUCUGGCUUCCCCUGACUUCUCCAGAAUUUAAGAAGCAUCCUGAGGCCUCUCUUGCUCAACCUCAGCCCAGAAUCCCUGAGGAUCAACCCAGAGACCCGAAGACUUCAAGACCUAAAAACACCAAGCCCCUUUCCCUGGACACAGACUGGACAGAACUAACUAGUUCAUCAGAGAAUCACUCUCGGCCUGGGAAGGGGGCAGGGCCUGGCCAGCAUCCCUUUUCUACUUGGUCCUGAGCAGGCCUGCAGCUACAGCUGGGGCCUGGCUAUCUCUAGUCCCUUGGCUUGGAUCCAAGAUGUGGGCAUCUUAGAGCUGAGAGACAUCUUCCAGACAGGCCUCUUCUUGCAAGCCUCCUGUGACACGCUGCCCACAGUGGGGCCAAGGUGAGCGAGAGGAUGCUGGUGGGGGGCGUGAGAAGCAUGCCCAGCCCCCUCCUGGCCUGCUGGCAGCCCAUCCUCCUGCUAGUAUUGGGCUCCGUGCUAUCAGGCUCUGCCACAGGCUGCCCGCCCCGUUGCGAGUGCUCAGCACAGGACCGAGCAGUGCUCUGCCACCGGAAGCGCUUUGUAGCGGUGCCUGAGGGCAUCCCCACGGAGACUCGCCUGCUGGACCUGGGCAAAAACCGCAUCAAGACGCUCAACCAGGACGAGUUCGCCAGCUUCCCACACCUGGAGGAGCUGGAGCUCAAUGAGAACAUCGUGAGCGCCGUGGAGCCUGGCGCCUUCAAUAACCUCUUCAACCUGCGGACGCUGGGGCUGCGCAGCAACCGCCUGAAGCUCAUCCCGCUGGGUGUCUUCACCGGCCUCAGCAACCUGACCAAGCUGGACAUCAGUGAGAACAAGAUUGUCAUCCUGCUGGACUACAUGUUCCAAGACCUAUACAACCUCAAGUCGCUGGAGGUUGGUGACAACGACCUCGUCUACAUCUCCCAUCGAGCCUUCAGCGGCCUCAACAGCCUGGAGCAGCUGACUCUGGAGAAAUGCAAUCUGACCUCCAUCCCCACUGAGGCACUCUCCCACCUGCAUGGCCUCAUCGUCCUGCGGCUACGGCAUCUCAACAUCAACGCCAUCAGGGACUACUCCUUCAAGAGGCUGUAUCGACUCAAGGUCUUAGAGAUCUCCCACUGGCCCUACCUGGAUACCAUGACCCCCAACUGCCUCUAUGGCCUCAACCUGACUUCCCUGUCCAUCACGCACUGCAACCUGACCGCCGUACCCUAUCUGGCCGUUCGCCACCUGGUCUAUCUCCGCUUCCUCAAUCUUUCCUACAACCCCAUCGGUACCAUCGAGGGCUCCAUGCUGCAUGAGCUGCUGCGGUUGCAGGAGAUCCAGCUGGUGGGUGGGCAGCUAGCCGUGGUGGAGCCCUAUGCGUUUCGUGGGCUCAACUACCUACGUGUGCUCAAUGUCUCUGGUAACCAGCUGACCACCCUGGAGGAGUCGGCCUUCCAUUCGGUGGGCAAUCUGGAGACACUCAUCCUGGACUCCAAUCCACUGGCCUGUGACUGCCGGCUGUUGUGGGUGUUCCGGCGCCGCUGGCGGCUCAACUUCAACAGGCAGCAACCCACCUGCGCCACACCUGAGUUCGUCCAGGGCAAGGAGUUCAAGGACUUUCCAGAUGUACUUCUACCCAACUACUUCACCUGCCGCCGGGCCCACAUCCGGGACCGCAAGGCACAGCAGGUGUUUGUAGAUGAGGGCCACACGGUGCAGUUUGUGUGCCGGGCGGAUGGCGACCCUCCACCAGCCAUCCUUUGGCUCUCACCGCGCAAGCACUUGGUCUCGGCUAAGAGCAAUGGGCGGCUCACAGUCUUCCCUGAUGGCACGCUGGAGGUGCGCUACGCCCAGGUACAGGACAACGGCACGUACCUGUGCAUCGCGGCCAAUGCUGGCGGCAACGACUCCAUGCCUGCCCACCUGCAUGUGCGCAGCUACUCGCCCGACUGGCCCCAUCAGCCUAACAAGACGUUCGCCUUCAUCUCCAACCAGCCAGGCGAGGGAGAGGCCAACAGCACCCGCGCCACCGUGCCUUUCCCCUUCGACAUCAAGACACUCAUCAUCGCCACCACCAUGGGCUUCAUCUCCUUCCUGGGCGUUGUUCUCUUCUGCCUGGUGCUGCUGUUUCUCUGGAGCCGGGGCAAAGGCAACACAAAGCACAACAUCGAAAUUGAGUAUGUGCCCCGGAAAUCGGACGCAGGCAUCAGCUCUGCUGAUGCACCCCGCAAGUUCAACAUGAAGAUGAUAUGAGGGCGGGCGGGGUUGGGCGCAGGGACCCCCAGGGGAACACUGGGCAGGGAAAGAGCUGGGUUGCUGCCCGCUCACUACCAGGCCUUCCCACCUCCUCCCUGCCCUCCUCGCCCACUCUCCCCCCCUCCCCCACGUGCCCCUGCUGCCUCGCCAGCCCUCACCGCCUGCUCUCCUUCUACCAGGACUUCAGAAGGCCAGGCCUGAGGACCCCACCUGCACAGGGGCCAGAGUUGACAGUCGAAAGCCGAGGAACCAACACGCGGCAGAGUCAAUAAUUCAAUUAAAAAAAAAGUUACAAACUUCCUCUGUAACUUGGGUUUCAAUAAUUAUGGAUUUUUAUGAAAACUUGAAAUAAUAAAAAGAAAAAAACUAUUUCCAAUAGCUAGUCGGAAUGCAAACUUUUGACGUCCUGAUGGCCCCAGGGCCGCCUUCCAACUCAGUUUCUUGUUUCCUCUUCCUCCUCCUCCUCUUCCUCCUUUCUCUUCUCUUCCCCUGUGGGGAGGGAUCACUCAGGAAAACAGGGAAGGAGAUUCCAGCCCCACCCUCUGGCCCACUCUGCUAGGCACCGUUUGGAGCUCCAGGACCCAGCUCUAGCUGGCUUUUUGCAGGAAGUAGGGGAGGGGACAGGACCGCCCAGUGUGGGCGGGGCCUGUCUGCUGGCUGCCAGGCAGCACUGCCAAGGGGAGGUAGGGCCAGGCUCGGGUGUGGCUGAAACUGGGACGGGCUGGGGUCCUCUUGGGGGAACAGCAGUCAGUGGAAAGAGUCAGGAGCCAGAGGCAGGCCUGAGUCUUCUCCUCUGGUCCCAGCUCUGCUGCUCACUGUUGUGUGACCUCAAGCAGGUCACUAGCUCUCUCUGGGCCUCAGUCUUCACAUCUGUACAAAUGGGAACAUUAUCCCUGCCCUGCCUACCUCACAGGGCUGUUGUGAGGAAUUGAUGAGAUGAUGUAUGUGAAACACUUUGUAAUCUGUAAAGCGCUGUGCACAUGUG